AUGGCGUUUAGUUGUUUUUCUAAAGUAAUGAAUAUUGCAUCAAAAAAUACCCACUAUUUUUGUAAUACGGUUUUUAAUAAGUUAUGCAAUUCUCAACUGAAUAAUAUGAAAAGUUAUUUUUCCACUGCUAUGGCAACUAUUCAACCUAUCGAUGAUAAAACUACUGAUUAUGGGAAAAUUUUAGAAACUGUUAAAAAAUGCUCUUCUCAAGAUAUUUCAGAUAACAAAGUGUUUGCAGUAGUACACAUUGGUGGUAAACAAUUUAAAAUAGCAAGCAAUGAUGUCAUAAUGAUUCAUAAAAAAAUAGAAGCUGAGUGCGGUGAUAUUAUACGACUAGAAAAAGUUUUGGCAAUUGGGGGGCGCAACUUUACUCUUAUUGGUCAGCCCCUUUUAAAACGUGACUUGGCAACUGUUGAAGGUGUUGUAGUUGAAAAGACCAAAGGUGAAAAAAAAAUUGCAUUUAAAAAAAAGCGUAGAAAGAACUAUAAAAGAUGGCAUGGUCAUCGUCAGGAUCUUUCUGUAAUUAAAAUCAAAAAGAUUUCAUUUGAUAUUGAACAAGUUUGAUGGUUAUUUUAGAAUAAAAUUUCUUUAUUA
Hydra vulgaris (swiftwater hydra) is the source of this 594-nucleotide messenger RNA. RefSeq names its product large ribosomal subunit protein bL21. Lineage: Eukaryota; Metazoa; Cnidaria; Hydrozoa; Anthoathecata; Hydridae. The record is from RefSeq and is a predicted model, not a curated record. Gene Ontology annotation, biological process: translation. Gene Ontology annotation, molecular function: RNA binding; structural constituent of ribosome. Gene Ontology annotation, cellular component: mitochondrial large ribosomal subunit; ribosome.